CAUACGUACGCCUGCCUUCCGGACGUCAUUCCGCCCUUGCGCCGUCUCCAUGGCAGCGGGGAGGACGGGAAGGAGGCGAAGGGAGAAGCAAGGCAGGCAGGCCGCGGCAGGGAGAGGCCUCAGCCCAGCCUGGGAGUGAAGGCCGCAAGCGUCGCUGCUGCUGCUGGCCACGCCCCCUCGCCGCGAGACGGGCUCCCAUUGGCCGACUCCUUCCCUCCCUCCCUCCCUCGCUCGCUCGCGCGCGCUUGGAAGCCACGCCCACUCCUGUUGAGGCAACGCGCGCCCUGCGAGGCACUGAAGGAUGGUCCUGAGAGGCAGGGGCACCCGGGAAGGAGACUUCUCCGGGAUCUGAGGCCAGGCUGACUGAAAAGAAGCCCCCACCCCACAUUCUUUGCCUCGGUUUCCCCAAUUGUGGUGGUGGCAGCAGCAGCAUGUACCGCAAGGAGAAGAGCAUUGCGCUGAAGGAGAGCAGCCUGGCCCUCUACAACAACCUGAGUGUGCUGCCGGUCCCAGGGAAGCAGGUCACUUACUUUGCCAGCGUCCAUGGCACCAGUGUCACCAUGGCCAGCGCCUCUGACGACGGCCUGUCCAUCUCCCACCGCCAGCUGAUGGCCAAGGAGGGUGGCCUGGGCCUGGGCACCUCCCUCAUCACUCAGGCAUUGUGGUGCUCCCUCCCUUCUCGUGUCCUCCUGGUGCUGACCUCACGGAAAGGGAUCCAGAUGUAUGAGUCAGAUGGGUCCGUUAUGGUGUACUGGCACGCUCUGGAGGGCAUGGAGUCGUCCUCACCAGGUAUGGCAGCGUUUGCGCGUGGGAUUGCAGCGACUGGGAAACACUUUAUCUGCAUAGGAACAUCCUCCGGGGCUGUUCUCGUCUUUGACGUUCCUUCCAAAGGCACCAACAUCAUGCUGAGCGAAGUCCUGAAAAAGCAUGCCAGCGCCAUCACGGACGUUGGGGCCGAACUGUGCGAGCAGCCGGAGGGAUCUGCUGACCUGGUGACAGCCGAUGACUCGGGUGCUUUGUGUGUUUGGUGCUCUGGAGAGAAGUUCAGGCUGGUCACCCAGAUCCCAGCUUCUGAGUACCCCUGCUCCUCCGUGAAGCUGUGGAACGGGAUCAUUGCUGCUGGCUACGGGAACGGGCAGAUCCGCCUUUACGAGGCAGCCAGCGGGACCCUGCGCGCUGAAGUCAGUGCUCAUGCGCGCUGGAUCAAUGCCCUGGACCUGGCACCGCUCUCAGGAAAGCUCCUGUCUGCUGCGGAGGACUCCUUUGUGCACGUGUGGAGGCUGAGCCGCAAUCCAGACACAGAGGCCGUGGAGAUCGAGCAUUGCCACGGGGAGUGCGUGACCGACAGCCUGCUCUGCGGGGCCCGCUUCUGCAACCCUGAAGGCAGCAUCUUUGCCGUCACGGGCUUCGAGCUCAGCGAGAUCAUCCGUUACGUCCAGGUGUAGCUCCCCUGAUCAGAGCCACCCCAAAAGGGAGGAUGGGGGCUCUCUUUGAAGCUUAGAGAACCUUAAUAGUAGAGAGGGUGCUUGGGAUUAAAACCCAGGGCUAGCUGGCUUUCCUGCCCUCCUUUCCUCGCUCCCCUUUCCUUGGGCACUGCCUAGGGACCCCCAGUGUGGCCAUAUGCCAUCCUGAGCAAAGCUCUUCUUCCCUGGAUGGCAGGUCCCGAGCGAUCUAGCUGUAGACUCAGAGCAGCCUUGAGAGCACAAACAAGCGCCCUCUUCUUUCAGGUUUCCCCCUCCCACUAGAAGGAAUCUCACUAGUUCUGCUAUCAAACCUAAGCUGGGAGAUUUCCUCAGCCCUGCCCUUUACUGCCUCAAGAGAUGGGAGGGGCAGGCUUUGUAUUUUUUGCUAUUUAUUAAAAACAUCAACACGUA
This is a messenger RNA of Anolis sagrei ordinatus, 1874 nucleotides long. RefSeq names its product WD repeat domain 54 (gene WDR54). Gene Ontology annotation, molecular function: protein binding. The record is from RefSeq and is a predicted model, not a curated record. Lineage: Eukaryota; Metazoa; Chordata; Lepidosauria; Squamata; Anolidae.